CUCCUCACAGUCACUGCCGACGUACAACCUUUUACAAACCAAAGCCAACCGACGCAUUGCUUCCAGAACGGAAACCAUGGGCAAGCAAAACGACGGCAUUACUACCAGCUCUGACGACUUCAAGCUUGUUGGCGACUCCAACUUCGUCCGGUCCAACCCCCGGUCCGACCGCUUCCCCGUCCGCCGCUUCCACCACGUCGAGUUCUGGUGCACUGACGCCACCAAUGCCUCCCGCCGCUUCUCCUGGGGCCUUGGCAUGCCCGUCGUCGCCAAGUCCGACCUCUCCACCGGCAAUGCCACCCACGCCUCCUAUCUCUGCCGCUCCGGCGACCUCUGCUUCCUCUUCACCGCCCCCUACUCCCCCUCCAUUUCUGCCUCCGGCGGCCUCGGCCCCCCCUCCAUGACCUCCCUCCCCACCUUCUCCUACUCUGCCUGCGUUGCCUUUGCCGCCAAGCACGGCCUCGCCAUCCGUGCCAUCGCCGUUGAGGUCGAGGAUGCCGACGCCGCUUUCCACAUUAGCAUCACCCAGGGCACCAAGCCGGUCUCCCCACCGGUCAUCCUUGACGGUGCUGUCACCAUUGCCGAGGUCCACCUCUACGGCGAUGUCGUCCUCCGCUACGUCAGCUACAAAACCCCGGCCUCCAAUUGUAACAAUUCCUCUCCGGACUCCUGGUUCCUGCCUCGGUUUGAGCCGACGGACGAGGUCUCCUCCUUCCCGCUAGACAUCGGAAUCCGGAGGCUCGACCAUGCCGUCGUAUGCGUCCACGAGCUCGGCCCGGCGGUCUCGUACGUGAAGAGGUUCACCGGCUUCCACGAGUUUGCUGAGUUCACCAAGGACGACGUCGGAACCGAUGAGAGCGGGCUCAACUCUGUCGUGCUGGCGAACAACGACAAGAAGGUCCUCCUGACGAUUUGCGAGCCGGUGUUCGGGACGAAGAGGAGGAGCCAAAUCCAGACAUACCUGGAGCACAACGAGGGCCCGGGGGUGCAGCACCUGGCGUUGAUGAGCGAGGACAUCUUCAGGACGCUGAGGGAGAUGAGGAAGCGGAGCGGGGUUGGCGGGUUCGAGUUCAUGCCGCCACCACCGCCCACGUAUUACAGGAACCUGAAGGGCCGAGCCGGGGACGUGUUGACGGACGAGCAGAUCAAGGAGUGCGAGGAGCUGGGGAUUCUGGUGGACAGGGACCACGAGGGGAUUCUGUUCCAGAUAUUCACUAAGCCUGUGGGUGAUAGGCCAACCCUAUUCUUAGAGAUCAUACAGAGAGUGGGGUGCAUGCUCAAGGACGAUCACGGAGAACUGAAUCAGGAGGGCGGGUGCGGAGGGUUCGGUAAGGGCAACAUCGCUGAGCUCUUCAAGUCCCUCGAGGAGUACGAGAAGACGCUCGAUGCCCGACACGUAGCCCGGCCGGCCUCCGCCUGAAUGGAUGCCUUUGGCCAUUUCUUUCCUUGAGUGUGGUUUCUAAUGGAAGCAUUGUUUGUUACUGUAUGUUUGAGUGCCGGUGCAUGACAGAAUAAAGGCUCUUAGCUGAUGAAGUU
Syzygium oleosum is the source of this 1536-nucleotide messenger RNA. RefSeq names its product 4-hydroxyphenylpyruvate dioxygenase-like. The record is from RefSeq and is a predicted model, not a curated record. Gene Ontology annotation, biological process: L-tyrosine catabolic process. The transcript is spliced from 2 exons. NCBI's taxonomy places the organism in Eukaryota, Viridiplantae, Streptophyta, Magnoliopsida, Myrtales, Myrtaceae. Gene Ontology annotation, molecular function: 4-hydroxyphenylpyruvate dioxygenase activity. Bases 77 to 1420 code for a protein of 447 amino acids.